Messenger RNA from Nasonia vitripennis (jewel wasp), 12083 nucleotides. It is a transcript of the gene Rbcn-3A, whose product is annotated as dmX-like protein 2. Gene Ontology annotation, molecular function: protein binding. Bases 302 to 10597 code for a protein of 3431 amino acids. Gene Ontology annotation, biological process: vacuolar acidification. Lineage: Eukaryota; Metazoa; Arthropoda; Insecta; Hymenoptera; Pteromalidae. Gene Ontology annotation, cellular component: RAVE complex. The record is from RefSeq and is a predicted model, not a curated record. The transcript is spliced from 31 exons.
UGCGGACAGCGGAGGCGCUAGCUGCGCCCUUGCGGCUCGCGAGUCUCGGCGCUCGUUUCCAAGAUGGCCGACAUAGUACAGCAGUUGCAUUUCUACUGCUAGACUAAGUACUGUGUCACGUCGACGUCUCGUCGCGCUUGAGAGGGAGGCGGCUAUCCGUUCCCGCAGACGACGUCGGACGUAUUCAUCCAGCUCGUGUGUGCAUUGGCUGUCGAAGUGGAGCUCGCUCCCGACGAUGCCGCUCUAGGCCAGACCAUUCCUGGCGCAUCUGAGAGACAGACCGGCCCGGACCAUCUACAUAAUGAAUUGCCAUCAGAUACUCAGUGGAGCUUGCAACGCGGGCGACCGCUGUUACGCCGUUGGCUCCGUCGAGGGCAUCUCCUUCACCGCCUACGCAGCUGGUUGUAACAUUGUCAUCCUUGCCAGUAAUUUUGAGAGAGUGCAGAUUAUUCCUGGAGCAGUGCACAAUUACAUAAGAAUCAGUUGCCUGGACUGCAGCACCGACACUGGCAAGAUUGCUGCCGCAUACGAGAAUCAAGUCUGCAUUUUUGAGCCAACUCCGCUCAUUCACAGCACAUGCUCUCAUCAAUUGGAAUAUCGCUGGGUGCAAACUGGUAGCUUGCAAACUGAAUCAAAUAUCAGCUCGUUAUCAUGGAACUUGGAGGGAACGCGUCUAUUGACUGGUGGAGAGCUUCUGCAGUUGUGGCAUCAGAAUAUCUUGCCAUUCCAGGAAGAGCAUUCAGCAAAGCAGAAAGCAAUACAGUUCGAAGAGCCGAUCAAUAUGGGUGCAGAUCAAAACAUAUCAAGGAGCACUGCGCAAGAUCCUGGAGCAGUCACAUUUUCAAUCGGGGGAGAAGCAGAAAGCCCACAGCCAUCGGACACAAAUUUGGCAAACGAACCAGGAGCAUGGAACUGCGUAUGGAAAUGCCGCACUGCCACACCUGUACAUCUCAUGAGCUUCAGUCCCGAUGGCACACUCUUCGCAACUACUGGAAUGAAUGACAGAUUGGUGAAAAUCUGGUUUGAAAAUAAGCAAUUGUUUCCAACAAAAAGUAUUGACCAUUCAACCUUCAGUCAACCAGUGUCAAUCGAUAGUUUCAGCUUUGUGUAUGUAGCGCAUCCACGAGCUGUGACUCAUAUAUCAUGGCGAAAAACUAGCAAAUACAUGCCAAAGGGCUCAGUAUCAAACAUGUUGGUAACUUCGUGUCGAGAUAAUAUUUGCCGCGUAUGGACGGAAACAAUUCCACCGGAGAUUGAAGGUUUGGCCAAUAUGAGUCAGUUUGAAGGAUCGGACAGGCAUGGUCAUCACGGAAAGCAUCGCCAUCAUAGUAUGCAUAAACAUCGUUUUAUGCAGCGUCUAAAACAUAUGAAAACAUGUUUUCAUAUACGUCGACACGCGAAACAACAGCAGCAUCAAGCAGGUCACACAGCACCUACUUUGCCUACACUACCAUCAACCUAUUCAGUUCAUGAUUUUCAUAACAACUAUCAAAGUACUGGGCAUUAUCCUGGAAUGCAUUUCCAUUUAGCAGCAAGUAUUAAUGCAGAAACUGAUAUUCCAUUAGUUCCAAGUCUGAUCACUGGUGAUCCUGACAGAGAACCAAAUUUUAUUUUGCAUUGGUUAAAUAAUAAGGAAAUGCAGUUUAAUAUGCAAGCAGAAAAUAUUUUGCAGGAACUGACAAGAAAAGUUGUUGAAAAAGAAGAAGGCAUGCACCACCAUCCAGAGUCGGAUCAUGCUGAUCAUGACUCUGAAGAUGAGCACACUCCAAGCAGCAUCUUAUCCUGUUACGGUAUGGCGCGACCUACAGAGAAAGGAUCCCGCCACUCCAGUCAAAAAGCGAACAUUGGCGGUCGAACGACAAGUCAGGAGGAGCACAGUAGCGAUGAGCAUCACACAGCCCAUACGACUUCGUCCCACCAUAGCCUUCCUCACAGUGUCCAUUCCCACCAAAGCCUUAGCAACACGACGUCAAUAAAUUCCAUAGCGACGGACGCUACAACGACGAAUCAAGCUCCAGAUUCAUUGGAUACGAAGAUCGAGACUCUCCUUCGUGAUUGGCAUCACAAUCCCGACCUCCUAUUCUCCAUUCACCCGAUCGACGGCAGUUUUCUGAUCUGGCAUAUCGAAUGGUUAGACGAGUACCACCCGGGCUCAUUCCGACAGGCGCAGAUCUCCUUCUCAACCCGCAUACCCAACGCUUUUCCCUUAGGCGACGCUUCUACCAUGAGUCACAACGUGUCCAUGUAUUCGCACAACACCGGCGGUCCGCUGCUCAACAUUCGCGAAGUCGCCAAGUCUUCUACAGUAGUGAGCAAGCCCACUGAUACGACGGACGCCUCGACACCACUGCCCAGUCUCAUCGAGCAGGAUGAGGAUCAGUCGACAUUGACGUCGAGGGCUGGACAAGAGCUCAUUAAAAGUGUUCAGAAUGGCUGUGAUCCCAAUACGCUGCAGCCGCCGCAGCAACAGCAACCGACUGGCACUACUACGUUGGGACAGAACGGACCUACCACCGAGGCGCAGAAGCAAGCCAAUGAGAAUGUUAAUGACAUGUUGGCACAUCCAAGUCCCAUGGUUUCGAUGGUAUCGAAACACGCUAAUGGAACGCUGAAUCUAUGGCAGCUUACUUUUGCCGACAAAACCAAAUUUUCUCAGGUUCUUAGUAUAGGUCACGCUUGCAGAGCAUCCGGUCACCGCUUCCGCGUGAACGACAUCACCUGUCACCCAGUCCUUCCCCUACUGUUGACAACUUCUCAUCACAAUAUCCCAGACUUCACGCCGGGCCAGCACCAGGAGAGCAACGGGGAAUCCACAAUUAUCGGCGAUGACUCAAACGGCUUCAAGUCUGAGCACACAGAGCACAAGGAUGUCAUGUCUCCUACAGGUUUUUGCAGCGAAUUGAUUCUCUGGCGGGUGGACGCAGUGGGCCCUCUGUCAAAGAGCGGCGGCGUAUCCGAGUUGGCUCGCAUCAACUCACCGGAGAUCUCGGCGUUCAGCAACGUUGCCUGGAUUCCAACUCUAUUGCCGAGUACGACUCUCGGUAACUUGUCCAACUCUCCGAGCGCCUGCUUUGUCGCCAGUGAUGGCGAAUGCCUCAGAGUUUACCAAGCAGUGAUUGACGCCAGAACUCUGUUGGCGGAGGUUUCAAUCAGCGAGAGGCGCAGCAGAAUCAUGGACUCGAUGGCGAGUCUGUCUACCGACAUGUCGUCCGACGAUGGAGUGCGGCAUUCGAUUCAUGAUAGGAUCAAGAUAGUGUCGCAGCAAUCUACUGCCAGGCCUGGAUGUGUUAUACAGCUUGAUGCCAUUGCCGAUGCUACGCACGACUGGCAAAACACCCAGUUCCUUCACGUGUUCCAGGAGCAGCUUAUUACUGGCGAGAGGAAUGACGAAAAACUACCGGGCGUUGACGCAUCCGCCAACGAUCUGGGACUAAUGGAAUCGACGUUGGACGCAAUGGUAGAUUUACAACAGUCGUCGAUCUUUGAGGAGCCGUUCUACAUCGUCGUUCUCGAACGCACUGCACGCGGAACAACGGUGCACAUGUGGAGACUCGUGAUAGCCUCGCAACCAGAGUCCCAGGGUUUAACCGGUUCGAUGAUGUACGUGCCAGACUCGCAACUGGUUCAAGAUGAAGAGGAGGAGGGAACACCAGGUCGCUAUGGCCACGCUGAAGGAGGGCGCAGAUCGCGUAGACCCAGCACGACCGGCAACCGCAGCAGACGCAACAGUCAAGCUGACUACCAAGAUCAAGCAAGCUUUGCGCAUCGACGACACCACAAUAGUCAUGUGCUCAUCACCACGACGAAAGUCUGUACCCAAGAUUUGCCGAUCCCAGAUGGUGUUGAAGUCGUCCAUGCUGCCCCUGCUGCUGGUCAUCUCAGUAGUUCUUCGAUUUAUCCGGCCUGCUUCGCGCCGUAUAUCAUCGUUACUGCUUGCAGUGAUAGCACUGUGCGUUUCUGGAAGUGCAAGGUCAACAAGACGAGUGAAGAGGAGAACGCGCCUCUACACUACGAGUGGUGCGAGUGGGAGAUGAUUCGCAAAGAUAAAGAGUCGACAAUCGACAUUACUGGCCAACCCCUGAAUAUUAGCGCAGCUUACAGUGGCCGCAUCGCCUGUGCCUAUAAAUAUGGCAAGUCCUUUACACGACCAACCAAAGCUGACCCAGACUCGCGUUACGUCAACCUUUGCGUAGCGAUCUAUGAGUGCGAGAGCACGGGUGGUAGCGAGUGGAUACUCGAAGACACGAUUCACCUGAAGAACAUCCAUCUGCCGAGGAUACAGGUUGACCAACAUCUUGACCUGAGUUACCUCUACGAUAGCAGGUUUUUGCAGAAGAAACAACGACUAACACAAGUACUACAGACCCUGAGUCAUGAAGAUGUGAGGUCGCCGAGAAACGGCGAGAACGGAGGAGACAGUGCCAAGGCUGGUCUGCUGGCAGUACCAUCCUUCAGCACGCUGCAGUCGCUGAGAAAGUCGAUUAUCGAAAAUGGAAAUACGUGUCCACUAACGCAGAAGCAUUUAGUACAGCUUGAUUGGGUGUCCAAGGAAGAUGGCUCGCAUAUUCUCACCGUUGGCGUUGGAUCGAAAAUUAUGCUGUUCACUCCCGUCUGUUCGGAUCUUGCACAGGCCAAUAUGAAGGCCAUGAAGGAAUCGCAGAGCAGCAACAGGCCUAUUUUAAGAAAGACGUCUUCGCUUGCUCAGCCCCAAUUUGUAGACGAAAUUCGCUGGAUGAAGCUUAGGAAGAUCGAGCUGACAACGGCUGACGGUCUUCCACCUCUGCCCAUGCAGAUUUCAUGGGUGAGAGACGGUAUCCUGGUAGUGGGAAUGGAUUCGGAGAUGCAUGUUUACAGUCAAUGGAAGCCGAAUCCGAAGAAAGAUUGUCUACAUUCGAGUCUUCAGGCGCAGCAGGAUUCCGACGAGUUCCAAGCAAGCCGCAAUCUCAGGGACGAGGACCUACGGACAUUGGCCCAUGAAACUUCUCAAAGACGGUUGGCCAAUGUCUCGUCGAUGCCCCAUCUCUCACGUGUAAGCAGUAUUAAUUUAACGAUGCUUGAUGCAAAGAAAAAACGUGGUAUGCAGAACGAAGGACCGGUUAAUCUUGAUUAUAUGCCUGAUUAUGGUCUAUUCGAGGCCUCUCGCAUAGCCUGCCCUGUGCUGCCCCAGUAUCAUCCAAAGCAGCUGAUGGAACUCCUGAACUCUGGUAAAAUUCGCUGGGUCAAAGCGAUCCUGGCCCACUUGGUGCGCUGCAUCACUUCGUCGUGUCCGAUUCGUGCUGACGAUGAGAACCUAAUGAAGGCCAAAGGCGGAGGUUGGUCGCGUUCUCGCACAAUGUCCGUGAGUUACGUCGGAGCCAGUUCUCCUCUCGAGCCCCGCGGUUCAACAACUCAAAUCCCCGAGGAACUUACACUCGACUAUGCUGAAAUUACUUCCAUCUCACCACUGCCUCUCUGGACUUUACUCAUCGCCGACAAGGAGACCAAUGCCAGUCAGCAAAACGAAGACAAGCAGGAUUACAAUAAGCUCUUCGAUGGUCAGGUGGACGAGGGUGAAUCUCUUGACGACAUGCUCGACGAGGAUUACGAUCACACGCGCCAGAAGGACCGGCGUUCCUCAGUUCCCGAGCGCCAGGGUAUUUCGCACUUUGGACCUCGACAGGGACGAGUUCUCUCCCGGCUUCUCACUCAUACUCACUUGCCUGGACUCUCGAGUCUCGACCAGAUGCACUUGUUGGCUUUGGCGGACACUGUGAGCACCUGCAACGUCGACUUUGCCGAACGUUUUGCCAUCGAUGCGCAAAAGAGCGCGAUUGCCAAGGAAAACUUGACCGGUAUUCCAGACGGCGAGGCCGUUUCUAUGGACUCGCUCGACGAUUGUGGAUUGCGUUUCCUCCUUGCCAUGAAACACUACAACUACCUCAUCAAGUGUUUACCGCUGGCUCAACGAGCUCAGUUCCAAAAGCAAGGCGUCUCCACCAAUAAUCUCGUCUGGGCAUUCCACUCCGAGUCCGAAGAAGAGUUGCUUAGUUUGAUACCAUCUUAUGCAAAGGCACAGCCAAGAUGGUCAGUGUUGAAGGAGCUUGGUGUCGGUUGGUGGAUCAGCAACAUGGCAGUAUUGAAGCAGUGCGUCGAGAAGAUCGCCAAAGCCGCCUUCCAGCAGAACCAGGAUCCAUUGGACGCUGCUAUAUAUUACCUCGCAAUGAAGAAGAAAAAUCUACUGUGGGGAUUGUUUAGAAACAAAAGGGACGAGCGAAUGACUGCCUUUUUCUCGAACAACUUUGCGGAGGACAGAUGGAGGAAGGCCGCAUUGAAAAAUGCAUUUGCCCUGUUGGGUAAACAGCGUUUCGAACACGCUGCAGCGUUCUUUUUGUUAGCCGGUGCUUUGAGGGAUGCGAUUGACGUAUGCCUAAAUAAGCUCAAUGACAUUCAGCUGGCAAUGACCAUCUCGAGACUUUACGAAGAUGAUAUGACGUCGCCUAAUCUCAAGAGGUUGAUGUACGAGGAGAUCCUAGGUUGCGAUAAGGAAGGCAACAAUCAGGAUAUCAACAAGGCACAUCCGGAUCCCUUCUUACGUAGCAUGGCGCUUUGGAUCCUAAAGGAUCACUCAGGUUCCUUGAAUACUCUCUUGCUGACCAACGUGGGAACUCUACAUCCGCAGUACAACGAUGAGUCUGACAAGCCCGAAGGAUCCACAGCCAAUCCAAACGUUUUCAACUUUUAUGUUUACCUUCGUACGCAUCCGCUUCUCAUUAGACAGUACAUUGCAUCCACCGCUCAGGACAAGAAAAAGGGUCAUUCCGUUGUCAUUUCCGGAUUCAGUUACGGCACAGAAACGAAAACUGUACAAGACAAACAGCUUACGUUAGAAGAUACCAUAACACCUUUGGAGAGGCAACUUUACUUCACAACAGCUCAUGCGCAUUUUAAAGCCGGAUGUCCAGCACUCGCUCUGGAAGUUUUGUCAAAGUUACCAAGUAAAGUUAUGGAGACGAAUUCCGAGGAUUCCCCUAGUCUUUUAAAUAGCCCUAGUAAAAGUAGAGCUCAAAACUUGGAAAUAGAUACGGGCAUAAUAAGUUGGGAAAGCAGCAGUGCAAAAAGUUCCGCUUUAGACGCGGCAUCAGCGUUGGACUGGUCGCAACCUUUAACUAAACAAGAAGACGAACUAGUAUUAAAUUGGGAUGACGACCCAGCAGAUGCUGAUGCGGAUGAUGAAAGUCCUCCCAUGAGUAUGAAAUUAGAUAAGAAAAAAGAAAGCGUGGAUAUAGCUAAACCAGGGCCAGAUGAAGUAGGAAAGGCGACUGGAUCGCUUGAUAUAAUGGCUCAACAGCUCAAAUUUGUGGCGUGUCUAAAAAUUUUGAUGGAGGAACUGUCUACUUUAGCUACUGGCUUUGAAGUUGAUGGAGGACAGUUGCGAUAUCAAUUGUACGUUUGGCUGGAACGGGAGGUUGAUGCUCUACGACAACUCUGUAGUUACAGCGCUAAUACUGAUGGAGACGUCAUUAACGUUUCUGAAUAUGAAGGCGGUAUGGUAGAUGAAGCUCCCCCGUCGUACAGGCCGGGAGAACAGCCGACUCUGCAUGAAAUUCUAGUUGCUGAAAAGCUAGACUUUGAAGCCAAAGUCCAGAGAGCAGCAAAAAGAAAAAAAUGGCUCAAAGCAAAUGAGACUUUGUUGAGAACAUUGUUAUCGUACUGCUCUCUUCACGGGGCUUCUGGUGGCGGCCUAGCGUCGGUGAGAAUGGAAUUAGUUUUGCUUCUACAAGAAUUGCAACAAGAGAAGACGCAACAGCAGUUGCUAAGUCCUCUUCCGUUUCCCACGACACUACCCCUGCUUAGCGCAAGCGUUGCGUGCAACAAAACUGUGGUUGCGGAUCCAGUCAGGCAUUUGCAGUCUCUCGAACACGACAUGCUUCAGACUAUCGUCGAGCUUCGAAAUCCACCGAUGCCUCACAAAAAUACCCAUUACUGCGAAGUAUUCAUUCUGCGUGAUUUGGCCGUUGCUCUCAGUGCUUGCAUCUAUCAGUCUCUCUGCGACUCUGAUACGUUUGUUAAUAAGCACCAGCAAACGGAAAGUUUUCCAGUAGCAGCCGAAGUCGAAGCUUUUUCAGGAGGUCAUUUAGUUGCAUCAAGUAGAUGUCAUAGAAGAUAUUCCACAGAUGAUGGCGUUUGUAUUACCACUUCGCCAAGCAAAUGGCCAGGCGUUACGAGCUUGCGAGCACUGUUGGCUCGCGAAAAGGAUGAAGAUACGCCGAAAUUAAAUAUUCUACUAUGCGAGGCUUUCACUGCAACGUACAUGAGCUUAUUUGUAUAUGCUCUGUCUAGUUGCGAUAGCCACAUACUUUAUAGGCUUGUAGGCCAUCACUUUGACAAUAACACGUGGGCGUGCCUAUUUGGAGGUGGUGUAAAGAAACUUUUACGAGUUGCUAGUACUAGCGGUCAGAGCGGGUCAAUGAGUAUUGAGCGAGUCGAUAGUUUAAGUAGUGAAGCUCAAACCUCCACAACCAGCGGGGUUUGGAACACUAUGACGUCGUUGACGAAACAGCGCGUUAAAUUAAACAUGAAGCUGUUGGGACAGUUUACCGGACAACAGCCAAACAUGAAAGAAGAUAAACCUACCUAUAGAGAACAAUUUGUUUCUCCGCAGAUGAGCAUGAUAUCCUACUUUCUUAUGAAACCCCGGAUCGAAGGAGAACUGGCCGAGGAAAUAGAUUACGAUUCUUCGGACUCGGCAGUUUCCGAUCUGGAUUCAUCUGAGGAUGAGGAUGACGUAUUCGAUACGAAUGCAAAACCAAAGAGUAAACCAAAAGAUAAUACAGAACACACAAAUCCAAAUUCUUACAGUUGGUGCAUCAUGAGGUUGGCAAUAGUCAAGAUCCUGCAACAACAAUUACAGGACUUUCUGAAUGUAGCUGGAAUAGAGAUGCAAGAAUUGCCAGUCAGUAGUCCUUUGAUACACGGCACUUUGGGAAUUGUCGUCCAAUGGCAGGAAUCAUUGCGCGAGGAGUUGGAAUCGAAAGGUCCCCCACCUGCUAAUUACAUACCGGGCUGUGCUCCGGAUCCUGUCCCUACUCCUGGAAAACCCGCAAUUCACAAGUAUCGUUCAUUACUUGAGAAGGGUAAUACUCCCUUUAAUACUCGAAUGGCCUCUGCGGCACCGGCGAAUCGACUGUGGUGUUAUUUAGUGAGACAAGAGUCUGUACAAGACAUUUUUAUACGAGCAGUAUUUGGCAAGCGAAGGUCCCUAUCUUCUAUAUUAGAUACUAAUCAUAGUGGAGGCGAUAGCGCUACUCGAGGUGCAAGUUCUGGCGAGGACAAGGGAAGCGAUAGUGGUACGACGAGUCUUCCUGAACCUGUCAGGAUCAUUCACAAAGAACAAGAUAGUAUUAGUGCCUUCUGCCUUAAUCAGGUGAAUUCAGGAUUGAUGGCUUUGGCAACUCCCCGAGAAGUACAGGAAAUGGAUAUUUCACUACUUUUAGAAUUACCUUCAUGGCUGGAAGAUGAAUGUGAAUUUGAUAUUAUUAAUUUAAAUAAGCUACCAGAUCCCGAACCUGUUCAACCCACCAGUUUUCUAGUCAUACAGACGGCCGCAGACAGGCCAUUACUUGCUCAAAGUCCUCAGCAGAACAAUCCUCAACCACAGUCUGGCAUAGCAGGUCAAAGUGGACGAGGAGCUAGCGUGAUGAAGGGGAUGCCCGCUUUUCCUGGCUCCCACGACCUGCGCUUCUGUCAGUUUGUCGCUGAUAGGAGUAAACACUUAUUGAAGCCGAUCCUCAAGCAUAAAAUCGACGGUAUUAGAAGAAUCUCUUCGCAUCCUCUUCUUCCACUGUACUUAACCGGAUCCCAGGAUGGCUCGGUGUCGCUAUGGGAAUGGGGUCACCAGACCGCGGUUGCAACGCCCAGACCGCCGGGUACCUUUGCCAAGGUCACCCGCGUCAGGUUUUCGCAGCACGGAAACAAGUUCGGUGUGGCCGAUUCCGAUGGACAUCUCAGCCUCUUCCAGGUUGCCUGCAGGGAAGGAACCGCUCGGCCUUUCUUUAACUACCAGUGUCACAGUAAAGUGACGGCAGAUUUUGUGUUCCUGGGAGCUUGCAGUUUGGUAGCAACCGCUGGACACGGUUCCGAGGGUCGCAAUGUCGCGCUCUGGGACACUUUGCUGCCGCAAAACAAAUCUCUAGUUCAAGGUUUCACUUGUCACGACCAAGGAGCCAGCUCUGUGAUCUUGGCUCCGCAACAUCAAUUGUUAAUUAGUGGAGGCAAGAAGGGUGACAUCAAUAUAUUCGACGUACGACAACGCCAGCAACGUCAUCGCUUCCAAGCCCACGAGUCCGCAAUCAAGUGCUUGGCUCUGGAUCCACACGAGGAAUUCUUUGUCAGUGGAGCUGGAGAUGGCGAUAUCAAAGUAUGGGGUUUGACCGUCCAUUCACUCCUCUACUCAUUCCCCGGAGAGCACCCGCGAUCUAGUUUCUUCAAAAAUAUUGGACAGGGUGUUACGCAAUUGCACGUGGAUUCGGCAGGACGUCUGUUUUCUUGCGGCGCUGAUGGCUCUAUGAAAGUUCGUCAACUACCAGAACGGGACUGCGUUGUGCAAACAUAUUAUUGAAAUAAACAAUUCAACUACACUACAACAGUACUAGAUAGUACGGACUGCCUUCAGCUUGGGGCAAUUAAUGACACAAUGUAAAGUCCCCUGUAAGAUAAUUGAGAAAAGAAAGACAAAUGUUUUUCAACUGACAGUCAUUAUCGUGAAAUUGUUGCAACUAUAAACGCGUAUUUUCUUUAAAUCUAUUUCGAUAGUGAUCACUUUUCUCCUAAAUCUUAAUGUCCUUUUAAACUCACUGAAUUCUACAAUCUCCAUUUAAUUGAUUCGAUCAAGUGUACUUGACAAACUUGAAUGGUUAAAAAUGUUAUACUAAGUCAACUUCAUUGGCUUGGCACAUAAUUUCAACCCUACGUUCACUGUGGUUGACUAUCUCAAAUUUAUUUGUUGCAUUAACUCUUCAAAUCACACAAAAUGUAUAAAAAAAAUUAUCUAUGCAUAAAUAUACAAUAACGGUGCCAUAAAUAAAAGAAAGGAGAAUGAAGUAUUCACAUGAAAGUAAAUAGAAGGCAUAUUGGCCCCGAAAACUAUAUAAGAAGUCAGUUUGAAUUGAGUAUUUCAUUUAUGACUACUUGCUCAGAUAACGUUAUACAUCUAUUCUUGAGGAAAACUCGCAGUCAAGCAACGUUUUCUAUAUUAUCUUAUAAAUUGAUAUGUUGUUCCAUUGUAAGUGGACUUUGUUGCUAUAUAAAAUAAUUUUUAACAGCUUUACAGUGUAACUUAUUUAUUUAGAGCAUGUCGAUGCUCAAAUUAAAAUUUUUAAUAAUCUUGUUUUUGGCUGUUGAUAGAAAACGAGUAAAAAGUAUUUAUUUGCGCGCGAAAUGUCUAACACAACUGUUACUUGUGGCAAUGUAUUUAUAAAACUCAUGUACAAAGCAGAAAUUAUGUUAAUUUGAUUUAUAGUAAUGAAAGUGUUUGGAAAAAUUACAAAUUUUGUUGUGUAUUACAUAUGCAUGUACAUGAAUGUAUGUCUUUGCAUAUAUACUAUAUAUAUAUAUAAAUGUGUGUAUGCUGAGAUUUGAGUAAAAAAGUGCUCUGUUGCCUUAAUUAUGACAAAUCGCUUGUUGUUACAAUUUAGCAUAGAAAUCGAUUCUCAACUGAACACACAUAAAAUGUAUAACUUGUAAUAUAUGUAGUUACAAAUGCCUUGUUUCGUAUAUCACGUGUGAGUAAAUAUAAGAAAACUGUUACUAUACAAUAUUGUUAAAAAUAUAUAAAAAAAUACUAUAUAUAUAAUAUGUGUGCUGCCUAGUUUCAAGAAUUGAUCGCGACAUUCAUCCGCAGCCAACUCUUUUAAGUAACUUGCAAACGAACUGAUCAACGUAGAUGUAUCUAUGCUACAUGAAAUAAAAAUAUUAAGAACCGAGUUACAUAAAAGAGGGAUGAACCAAGCCAGACAAUGUCUUACAUCUACAUUGAUUAAUAAAUAUAAAUAUACAUAUAUUUGAAAGAAAAGAAUCUGAAAUAUAACAUUGUUUUACCAACAACA